AUGGGUGACUUGGACUCGCACCUCUUCUCCAUCACCCCGCCCUCCGAAAACGGCAUCAAGAACAGACGGAGCGAAACCGGCCUCAAGUUAACGCAGUCCCAGCAGCAGAGCACAGCACAGCACAAAUCACCGCGCCUCAAAGGAUCCGAUUCAGGUGCCCUCGCUAUCAAACAAACACACGGCCCGCAAAAUCUGGGUUGGCGCCUUGCGAUCCAGGUUCGGGUGUGUUGCAGAAAAGCCGCCGAGCAGAUUUCAUUGGUACCAGCGGUUACAGUCAGAGGGGAAGGGGAAAGGCAGAGGGAGAGGCUGCCGGCAUAGGCAUAGGCAUCGGCGUACUCGUACUCAUGGAUAAUAAUCAGGGUAUCAUGGGCGGAGGCGCUAUUAGUCCGACUACUGCUACUCGCCCGGGUACCAGCUCCAGCUACAAACGCAAGAGGAGCGGUCCCGAUUUUGAGAGUAGUCCUGGUAGUGCCGUGGAGGGAGAGGAGGAUGAGCAUGAGCGUCGGAGACUGCCUGGUGUGAAGAGGGCUUGUAAUGAGUGUCGACAACAGAAGGUGAGUAAUUGCGGCGCAAAAUUCAACUCAUAGUGAUCCCGCCAUACCGCCUUCGAGUUCGAAGUGCAAACGCGUUUGAGAAGCUAUGCUAAUCAAGAUUUCUAUAGCUUCGAUGCGAUGUUGUCCAAGACCCUUUCACCACCUGCUCGCGAUGCAACCGACUGAAGCUCGAGUGCAAAAUCGAAUCCAAUUUCAAGCGAGUCGGGAAGCGUAGUAAACACGCCGAGAUGGAAAAAACAAUUGAGAAUCUGCAGCGAAAGUUAGAAGAAGCUCGGGGGCAAGGAUUUGUGGUAGAUACAAACGACGAUAUACAGUCACCGAUCGCGAAUGGCGCAUAUUCCAGAAAUAAUCAGAACUUUAUGGGAUCGGAGGAGGCAGUUUCCAGCUUGCUACAUCUCAAACAAGGAGGAGCUUACACCAUACCGCGCUAUGUCAAGGAGAUUGAGAAUGUGGGAUUGACGGAAGAGGCGAUGAAUCAUCUUUUCAAUGAGUUCUGGACCUACUAUCAUCCAUACCUGCCUUUCUUGGAUCCUAUUCAAACUCCGGAGCAAUACUAUCAGUAUCACCCAUUGCUAUUUUGGGUCAUCGUAGCAAUCGCUUCUCGUCGCUACACAUUGGACCCAACAUUGCUGACAGCUCUGGCGGGUCCUCUGUCAAGACUUCUCUGGACUACAAUAGGGGAGGUACCGCAGAGCUACCACGUGGUCAAGGCAUUGUGCUUGUUAUGCUGCUGGCCCUUGCCCACAAGCACCACUUCCACUGACCCAACUCACAUCAUAUGUGGUGUCAUGAUGAAGUCUGCCACUGGCAUUGGUCUUCAUCGUCCAAACCACACCCAAGACUUUUCCCGGGUUUCUGUUGAUCUGAAUAAGGAACAACUACAUGAUAGAGUUACUACUUGGGCUGUGUGCAACAUUGUUGCGCAAAGCGUAGGUACAGGAUACGGGCAGCCUGCCUCAACUCUAUAUGAUUGGACACUUGCUGUUCGACCGGGAGAUGAUGGCCCAUUCACUUUAUCACCAGAACUUGAAGCCCGACUUCAGAUUGAGCGUUUCUGCGACAAGAUCUCGAAAGAGAUGUACAGUAAUGCGAGUGAUCCCCGUGGGGUAGCUGGUGAUGAGUUGAGAGCUAUGCUUGCAAGAGUUUAUCGAAGAGAAUAUGGCGAACUUUCUGCUUCUAUCAUGUCAAAACAAAUUCUGUCACCGAUUGUCAAUCUACACUUGAAAGCUGCUGGUUUACAUCUCCGUCUUUCGGCAUUUUUUGAUUCCAGCACAACUCAAGGAUAUAUAGAUGAUCUUAUGAGUUUGUGGAGAGCAGCACUGGCAUUCUUGGAUUUGGUAUUUGAUCUAGAAUCACAAACCAAAGGUGUGUCUGGAGGUAUGUUGCGUUAUGCCACCAACUAUAUCAUGCAAAUGAUUAUAGCUGCGUGCUUUACUCUUCUUAAAUUGUUAAGCUCCUUCUUUGCCAAAGAGAUUGAAUUUGAGAGAGGACGCCAACUUUUCCACCAUACCAUCACGGUCAUUAGAAGUAUGAGUGUCAUUAACAAUGAUCUCCCAUGGAGAUUGGCCGAACUCAUGGUACAAAUGUGGAACGGAGCGCGAGUGGAAGCUCGUAGUGCUCUGCAAAAUGGAGGGAACAGCAAUGGUGGCUCAGAUGAUCAUAGGACUGUCAUUGAUGAUAGCCUACAACUCAAGGUUCGAUGCAGAAUGAGUAUGAGUUUGAUGUUUGACUCAAUUUGGCGUUGGCGAGAAGAGUUCCAGGCUCAAGGACGAGGAAACUUGGAAGGUCAGCCGAUUUACCUUUUAUGAAAUUCAUAUUUCCAUAUCCCCCCUAUUCUUACAUCCUUUGUUGUGUAUUACAAUCUCCCGGAAAGUACUAACAUCACUCACACACAGCGGCCAUGAAGAAUCCUACCAAGCCCGACAGUGCAGCCGAAUCCUCCAACUCCUCUACUCACCACAUGGAAAACAAUCUCAUGCCACCAUCUCAUCAAAUUCAAAACCAACUCUUGGCUGUUCCAGUCAGCACUGGUGUCAUCACACCCAACAACGGACUGCCGUCGGCCGGCAUGUUGGUAGGUGUGAGCUACAGCGAGAAUAAUUACGAAGUCUUCGAUCCCUUGAAUUGGAUGCUUGAUGGUCUCGUUGAUUUCCCAUACUCGUAUGCGGCAAUUCAGGGAUUGGAAGCAAAUGGAAUGAGCUGAUUUCGAUAUUGGCUUGUAUCGGUUAUCAUCAACAAAUCCCUGACAAAAUGCCUUUCAAUGCUCUACAAUGUAUCGGCGAAGCGACGAAAGGAGAAGAAAGUUGGGUGGGUUUGUUUGUAUAUUGUUUACAGCACAUAUUACACCGAUAUUUACCUACCGGGACGCCGGGGUCCCGAUUCUGGAUUCAACCACUCACCAUGUCCCCUUCUUCCAAGGAGUCUAGUGCUCCAAAUCCAAUGGAAAUGUGAGAAGCGAUGCCAAUGCUCCAAAAGGGAGGAGGUAAGUAUUUCUUGAUAGCGAUCCACAUACACGCAACUACACCCCGCUGAAAUGGCAACACCCGGCAUCACGUUCUCAAUCUCAAAGGUCUCACGGCCGAUACGACUUCACAGUUCUCUUCUCAAUCCAAAUUUUCACAAACAAAAAGUACAAUGCGAACUCGACAUACGAUCCUCUCUUCCACAAAAGUCAAAUACAACACAUACCGCACAUACAUACUCGAUACGGCAUCAAUGAUUCGAUUGCAAUUACAAUUUGUAGUUACUGCUCUUCUCGGUCUGGCACAUACGUACAAAUGACGGAUUACCUUUACGACUUUUUUUUGCAUAUUUUCUCUGAUCCGAUACGAUACGUCUCUGUUUCUUUUAUUCUUUUUAUGAUUUUAUGGGAAGGAAUGUCAUGGAAAUGGGUACAGGGAAAUGGGAGCAUGCAUGCGCACGGAAGGAGUUUCUUGAUGGGAUUGUUGAGCAUGCGAGCAUUAAUGGGAUGGAUGAUGGGCUUUGGAAAGUUUGCGACAUAAUGAUGGAUGGAUGGGUGGCGGAAAAGUAGUUUAAUUUAUGAGCGUCUCUUUUCUUUUCCUUUUUUCUCGGCGAUCGAUUCUUACUUUUUUUUGAAUACUGCGUUCUUUUUUUCUUUUCCUUGUUUUAGUUGAUUCCCCUUGAUGCGAAGGAAGCUUUAUCUUAUUUUUAUUUCUUAUUUCUUAUCUUUUUCUUACGGCGGGCCUGUAUCUAUUUAUUCGUGGAUAGACAUUCUUACCUCUUUUUCUCUAUUCUUACUCUUUUAUUCUUACUUUUUUCAUUGUUAAAUUGUUUUUAUGUGGGGAGGGGAGGGGAGAAGAGGGGAGGAAUUAAUAGGGGUGCGAGAGGGGUUGCGAAUGGUUAUAGCUGGAGGGAAGGAAGGGAGGGAAGGAAGAAAAGUAGUAGUAGAUAGUAUACGAGGGACGGAGGAGAAAUAUAAUUAUGAUUAUGAAAUUCUUUUGUUAUUUGAAUAUGUAAUAAAUGAAUGCUAUUAAGGGCCUGUUUGGAUUUAAAAAAAGUUGCGGUUAUAUUUGCGAUUAUAUUUGCGAUUAUUUUUACGAUUAUUCUAUAUAAUCGCUAGAAAAAGUUGCCAGCUUAUUUGAGAUUUUUAGGCACUAGAUUCACUAUCUAAGCAUUGACCAUGCCUUGUCGAUUCACUUUAUUAUUAUAUUAUCAACACUAUAAACAGGGCAAAACGCGUACAUAUAGAGCCUCGUUUUGAGCCGCAUAUAGACUAUAGGCACUACACAAAUGCAUCUUGUGCUACAAAUGCUCCUUGCGCUACAAAUGCUCGCGCUACAAAUGCUCUAUAUACUACAAAUACACUUUGCGUACGACAGGAAUAACAAGUAUAUGCGAUAUAUAUAGUGAGAUUAGAAGUGUCGAGGAGUGUUAUACGUAGAGGUGUUAUACUUUGAAAGUUUAACUAUAGAAUUUAUAGUACUUUGUACGUGUUUUUGAAAAUAAUCGCUCGAAAUAGUACCAAAAAGAAGCUAUUUUUUUUUGUAUGGCGAUUAUAUCGCGAUUAUAUCACGAUUAUAUUUUGAGCAAAUAAUACGGCCUUGUGUUUAGAUUAGCGAUUAUUUUCGCGAUUAUAUGAAUAAUCGCUAAAAUAAUCGAAUCCAAACAGGCCCUAAAAUAUUAGCGUGAGUUAAAAGAGAUUUAUUAUUUACCUACGCUUUUAAGGUGAUUAGUUUUAUUUGAAUUUAGGGAUUUGUUAAGUGGAUACCUACUAUUACUUAGCUUAAUACCUCGAAUAUUCUAUCUUCUUUUACUUUAUCUAGGAAUUUAACGAGUUCCAGAAAGACUUUAAAGCUGGAUUUGGAAAGUUGGGGAGAGGACACGUGAUGCACCUGCUCUUGGCCAAUGAUAUCAAUGAUUCCGAAUACACAACCCUAAUAGUAAGUAGAUAGGUUGUUAGUUUCGUCAGCCUGCGCUUCGUAUAAUUUGUCACGAUAAUGAACAUUUGUUCCCGAUUGGCUUCAACUUCAACUUAAUCACAAACUCCAUCUCCCUAAUCAAAUCCGAUCCACGAUACCGUAUCAAUCUAUUUUGAGCAUUCCAGUAAAGUUGUAGGACUUCUGCGUUGUCAUUAAUAUUAACGCCCCCAUAUGUGGCCUCCAAUACACAUAUACCAGAUGUAGCAAAUGGUUGAAUAUCAUGCAUCGACCCUCUCACAUCCAUCAAGUUAUAAACAGUCCCAUGUGUCGAGCAUUGAAACCACUUUACUUGAUCCGGUUUCACAUCGGACGAACUGCUCCCCUCAUGCUCGAGUACAUCGCGAAAUCGAAAUCGGGGAAUCUCGAUCGUAUGCCAUCCGUCCUUUCUGGAUUGUCCCAUGUUGACUGGAUUAAGUCACCCCAAGCCAAGCUUUUUAUAUUGGCCCCAUGGUCGUCUUCCCUGCUUGAUUGGGUGAGCGAUAGCCUUGUUCCCCUCAGUCACUUGGAAGCUCCCAGCUGCCCCGCGGUUACAACCAUCAACAAAUACAUCAUCGAGCAACCAUCACCACCACAUUAUCGCCAUACGAUGCCAGCGGACGCACCCAAUCUUUUCCUGUGCGGUACCUGCAUUUGUUGAUCGCACGAUCAAAGUAAACAACCGAAGAAACUUUGCUCGGUAUUUGUUCUAGGCCCUUAUGACGCAAUCAGAUCGGGCAACCCUUCACAUCCAUUCACUUUCUCGAUUGCGCGUGUACUCCGAGGACCCUGAACCCCCUCAGCCACACUAUCAGAAGCAUACUGGUACUCACUUCAACACUGGCCGACUCGUACCGAAAUAUAUUCAUUGUUGAUCGCUUCAUGUUGGCAGAAACUCUCCAACUCUACCUCUAGGAGCUGUUCCGACUCCACGAGAUAUUUCACACAACGCCUUAACAAAUAUGCCUUUGAAUCCCAGCGGCAGCGAUGGCAGUGGCAAUGGCAAUGGCAGUGGCAGUGGGCAACAGACAGAUGCAACUUCCAUUCCCGCCCACCUUUUAGCUCAAGCGCAAGCCGCGAUCUUGGGAAAUAUUGAAAGUAGACAUGGAAGAAGAAGUUCGCGCGCAUCGCAGCACCAAUAUGGUGGCCCAUCGUAAGUCCAUGUUUACCAGAAUUAAUCGUUCGAUAGCUCAUACUCUGCCAUAGAAACCCCACCAGAAAUACACAUCUACAUGUCCCUCAAGAUUCCGCGACCGAAGCUCCUCCCGCGUAUGGCGACCGACACGAUGAAAUUCAAAUGAGCCAAGAUGGGUUGGAUACAAAAGCUAACGUCACUUCUGAUGGUCGAAUCAAUAUAAACAUCAACCAAAAGACCAAGAAACUUUCCGAUUUGUUGGUCCCGGCGUUGAGAAGCCAACUUUCUUUGGUUGAAAAUGAAGAACCAUUACCUGCGGGUUAUAUUCCGGAAGCCUUGGGAGGACUGCCUGGACAAACUCCCCCACCCAAGUUAAAUGUUGUUAUACAUGUUGUGGGCUCAAGAGGAGAUGUUCAGCCGUUUGUGGCGUUGGGAAAGACUUUGAAGGCUACAUAUGGUCAUCGAGUUCGUUUGGCAACCCAUCCUACAUUUCAAGGCUUCGUGGAAGAGAAUGGCCUGGAGUUCUUUAGUAUCGGAGGAGAUCCAUCAGAGCUUAUGGCUUUCAUGGUCAAGAACCCUGGUUUGAUGCCUGGAAUGGAUGCUCUGACCAGUGGAGAAGUUGGAAAACGACGAAAAGGAAUGGAGGAAAUUGUUCUAGGAUGUUGGAGAUCCUGUGUCGAAGCCGGUAACGGUCUUGGAGCACCAAUUCCUACGGGAAGCCAAGACUCUCUUGGACUCGACGCUGGAAUCAACAUGGACACCGAUCCUUCCGAUCGACCUUUUAUCGCAGAUGCUAUCAUUGCUAAUCCUCCAAGUUUUGCUCAUGUUCAUAUCGCAGAGAAAAUGGGUAUCCCCCUUCAUAUGAUGUUUACGUAUGUUAUGUUACUAUCUAUGCUCCAACACAUUCUGACAACCCAUUUAGAAUGCCCUGGUCGCCCACUCAAUCUUUUCCCCAUCCUUUAGCAAAUAUUCAGUCUUCCAACGCCGAUGUAAAUAUGACGAAUUUUGUCUCCUAUGCGCUAGUAGAAAUGAUGACAUGGCAAGGCCUGGGAGAUGUGAUUAACCGAUUUAGAGAGCGUGCUCUUGGACUUGAUCCUAUAAGUUUGAUUUGGGCACCGGGAAUGCUGAGUCGUCUAAAAGUGCCAUAUACUUACUGCUGGUCAGUUUGUCAGUUUUACCUGUUAUCAUCUCUGCUAAUAAAAAGUCCAGGUCUCCGGCACUUAUCCCCAAACCAAAUGAUUGGGGUCGACAUAUUUCCAUAUCUGGUUUCUACUUUCUCUCCUUAGCCUCUUCUUACACUCCAGCACCCGAACUUGCUGCAUUUCUUGCAGCUGGGCCUUCCCCAGUCUACAUUGGAUUUGGCUCUAUCGUGGUAGACGACCCAAAUGCCAUGACCACCAUGAUUUUUGAGGCUGUCAAAAAGACUGGCUGUCGAGCUUUGGUUUCAAAGGGCUGGGGAGGUCUCGGAGGUGACGAGUUGAGCGUGCCAGAAGGCGUCUUCGUGCUUGGAAACGUACCUUAUGAUUGGUUGUUUCAGCACGUAUCGGCUGUCGUUCAUCAUGGAGGUGCUGGUACAACUGCUGCCGGUAUCUCGACUGGUAAACCAACGGUUGUUGUGCCGUUCUUUGGUGAUCAACCUUUCUGGGGAGCAAUGGUGGCAAGAGCCGGUGCUGGCCCUUCGCCGAUUCCAUAUAAGCAACUUACUGCCGAUAAGCUGUCCGCGGCGCUACUAGAGGCACUUAAACCAGAGACUUCAGCAAAAGCAAAGGAGUUGGGUGCUCGUAUCAAGGAAGAAAAGGGUACUGAGGUUGGUGCGAAGAGCUUUCAUGAUCUCUUAGAUGUUGACAGUUUGAGAUGCUCUGUUGCUCCUAAUCGGGUUGCUGUAUGGAGGUUGAAAAGGACAAAGACUCGACUUAGUGCUCUGGCUGCAAAUGUGUUGGCAGCUGAAGGUCUGUUGGAUUUUGGAGAUCUAAAACUGUAAGAUCUUUCUACUCUGCUGUUGGUAUGGUCUAACAAGCUACAGUUAUCGAGCCAGAGAGUAUGAGACUGAUGAUGGCCCAUGGGAUCCAAUUACUGGAGGAGCAUCAGCCUUGAUAGGCACAAUUGCUAGUCUGUCAAUGGGUGUAGCCGAUUUUCCAAUAGAAAUCUUUAAAAAGGCCAAAACUGGAACCGAUGCAAUCAAAGCACGAACAAAUUCUAACAAGGAGAACGGCGAAAAAUCCCCAAAGGAUUCAAGAUCAUCGACAUUGGUCGACCUCGGCGGACGAAGUACUCCCUCCUCACCCCUCUCAGGAAGUGGUGCUGUGUCUCCUAGGCCACCAACCUCAUCGACUGCUUUAUCAAAGACGUCAUAUGAAAGCACUGGAUCAUCCAGUCAGCUUGGAGGUAAUGCCUCCAACAUUUCCUCGAGUACCGUCCCAACCACAGCUUCAUUUACAACGGAGCCUGGAAGUAUUUCCCAUGUUUCCACAAAUGCGACAACCAUUUCAGCUUUCUCAAGAGGAGGAGGUUCAUUGAAAGAAGUAUUAAGGGGUAAUAGAUCUCUUUCUCGCUCUCUGUCUAGAGAUCGAGGCACACAUUCAAGAUCCGAUUCCAGAGAUCCAAAGGCCCGUCUAAUUGGUGGAGAAUCCCCGCCUAGACAUUCUCGAAAGAAUUCCAAUACAUUUGAUCCAAGUAAAAUGACGAUUGAAAAUGCUGGGAAAGCUACGAAAGGUAUUAGUAGGAUCGUUUCUGCUGGACUGAAAUCGCCCAUGGAUUUUACCUUGGGUAUUGCGAGAGGAUUUCAUAACGCUCCUAAGUUGUAUGGUGAUGAUACUGUUCGACCUCAAGAGAAGGUGACGGAUUUUCAGAGUGGGUUGAAAGCUGCAGGCAAAGUAAGUUGUGACCAUAAGGACAUGGAAAUUAUGUCUAAUUAGAUUUAGGAAUUCGGGUAUGGGUUCUACGAUGGAAUUACUGGUCUUGUAACCCAACCUAUCCGAGGAGCAGAAAAGGAAGGAGUGGCGGGAUUUGUCAAAGGUAUCGGAAAAGGUAUUGGAGGUGUCAUUCUCAAGCCAGGCGCAGGUAAGUAAAUUCCAGCUUAAAUACUGAGGUCCUCGCUAACUGUAAUGACAACAGCUAUUUGGGGUCUUCCAGGAUAUGCUUUCAUGGGAGUCAACAAGGAAAUCAAAAAGUUGUUUGGUUCCAGUGUCUUGAAUUACAUCAUCGCUGCCCGAACAGCCAAAGGUUUCGAAGACGCUCAGACUUGUACACCCGAAGAACGUGCGGAGAUCAUCCAAAAAUGGAAUAAGCAUAAAGAUGAGUAUCAAAACAUGCGAAUGAAGAUCAAGGAACAAGGACCUGAAGUCACCGAACAUGGAUAUCUUUCACCAAAGGGAUACAGGGAAGCCAAACAUCUCACCCCGGAAGAAAGAAAACAACUCCAUAAACGCCUCCACGAAGAUCGGGUUGCUAAACGUCGCGAGAUCAAGAUUAAUGAGGUUAUCACCACCUCGAAAUCUCCCGUUAAUUGUCCCUUCUGUCGGAGAGGACAUGCACAUCGUCAUACUCCGAGAGAUCUACAGGAUAUGCCGGUUGUUAGUCCGGUCAUGUCGCAUGCUCAUACUCAGACAGAAAGCAAUGAUGAUUUUGAACAAGCGAUUCAUACUUCAGUUGCUGCUACAUCGCGUGGAAAUAAGGAAGAAGAUGAGAUGAUCGAACGCGCUAUUCGAGCUAGUGUCCGCGAACUCCAAAGCGGUACCUCCUCGACGCUAGACGAUGAAGCGCUCCUCGAACGCGCUAUCCAGGCGAGUAUUGUGGAGACGAAGCAAAGUCCUACCGGCGAACAGGAUUACGAACAUGAAGCAAGGUUAGAACAAGCCAUCCACGAGAGUCUGAGGUCUUUCAGACAAGGGGAUUCUCGGAGGAGCUCCGAGGGCGAGGAUCUUGUGAGUGAUGAUGACGAAGCGGUAAAAUUGGCUAUCCAGCUCAGUAAAGAGGAGAAACUUCCGCUGCCCAAGCCGGAGGAGAUCGAUGAUGCGAUUCUGCUGGCGAUUGAGAAGAGUAAGAGGGAGCAUGCGCCGCCGGCUGCUUCGCAUAAGUAUAAACCAAGUUCGGAGGAUAAGGACUUGCAGAGGAUUUUGAGUGAGAGUUUGUUGGAAGAAGAGAAAAGGAACAAUGGCGUGUUAGGAAGUGCUGGGGUGGAGAGAAGAGGUCGUACGAAUGAUUCGGUGCUGAGGAGUUUGGUUACUGAAGAGAGUGAGGGUGGGAGUGGGGACGUCCCGUUGACGCCUAUGAAUACUAAGGCUGAUGAGGAUCCGAUUGCCACGGCUGGUGCGAAGGCUGCUACGAAGGCUGCUACGGAGGUUGGGGGUGGGCGAGGGGAGGGUGAGAGUAAAGCUGAUGAGGAGGCGUUGAAGUUGGCUAUUGAGGCUAGUUUGAGGGGCUGAGAUGGUGGUUGGAUUGCUUUCUAACUUUCUUUUUCUUUUCUUUUGAGAUUCUUUGAUUGAUUAUGAUGAUUUAUGGUUUGUUGGUAUGGGAUACCCUGGCAUUUUAUAUAGAGGCUUGGUGGGAGGUGGGAAAUGGGGAAGUGGGGCAUGUACGAUAGUUGGGAAUGUGUAAUGAGAUAUGAAAUCGUUUCUUUUUUUUAUAUGUAGUGUUGCUUUAUCUCUAUCUUAUCUCUUCUUGCAUCUCGACUCUUGCCUAUUGUUAUAGAUCAUAGCAAAUUAAAU
Molecule: messenger RNA, 10810 nt
Organism: Hymenoscyphus albidus
Lineage: Eukaryota; Fungi; Ascomycota; Leotiomycetes; Helotiales; Helotiaceae
Source: the annotation of a GenBank genome assembly